Messenger RNA from Chanos chanos (milkfish), 477 nucleotides. RefSeq names its product calmodulin-like 4a (gene calml4a). The record is from RefSeq and is a predicted model, not a curated record. The transcript is spliced from 5 exons. Gene Ontology annotation, molecular function: calcium ion binding. Gene Ontology annotation, cellular component: myosin II complex. Bases 1 to 477 code for a protein of 158 amino acids. Lineage: Eukaryota; Metazoa; Chordata; Actinopteri; Gonorynchiformes; Chanidae.
AUGGCCUCCACUAAGCAAGCAAAGUUCCUUUCACAAACACAGAUUAACGAGUUUAAAGAGUGUUUCUCCCUCUAUGACAAAAAGCGGAAAGGGAAGAUUACAGCCAAGGAUUUGAUCACAGUGAUGCGCUGUUUGGGGACAAGUCCCACCUUCAAUGAAAUUCAACGACACCUUCAGGUCCAUAAGAUAGAUAAAAAUGGAGAGUUGGACUUCUCCACAUUCCUGACGAUGAUGCACAGGCAGAUGCAGCAGGAGGAUCCUAAGACUGAGAUCCUGAUGGCUUUGCGCAUGACAGACAAACAGAAGAAGGGCUACAUCCAGGCCUCGGAGCUCAGAGCCAAACUCACAGGCCUGGGAGAGAAAUUAACAAAUAAAGAAGUGGAUGAGCUCUUCAGAGAAGCUAAUGUUCAGUCCAAUGGGCUCAUUCACUAUGAGGAGUUUACCAGAAUGGUUACCCUACCACCAGUUGACUACUGA